Molecule: messenger RNA, 3123 nt
Organism: Fonsecaea erecta
Lineage: Eukaryota; Fungi; Ascomycota; Eurotiomycetes; Chaetothyriales; Herpotrichiellaceae
Exons: 1
Coding region: 1-3123 (1040 amino acids)
Biological process (GO): regulation of ribosomal protein gene transcription by RNA polymerase II
Cellular component (GO): nucleus
Molecular function (GO): sequence-specific DNA binding; protein binding; DNA-binding transcription factor activity
Source: RefSeq, a predicted model, not a curated record
AUGUCGUCGCAGGCCAUUGCGACGUCGUCAAGAGGUCUGCCAGAUCUCCCAUCAUGGACCGCUGGUUCGAACCUACAUCAGAACGACAGUGAUUCCAACCACGACCAUCAACCCGAACAGCGCCACAUGAAGCCGUCCAUACCAAGCCAUCCCUCGUGGGAUGACCUAGAUAUCGAAACGCGGAAUCAUGCUGUGGGCAGUCUGCUCGCGGCUCUUACCCCCGUCGGUCAAACCCAACCCCCGGAUCAGACCGCAACUGCGCCCGCCAGAACAGACAUGGUGCCCGUGCCAGACCACAGCCUUGAUGCCUCGCCUGAGACACUGGGGGCAGAAACAAACAAUAUCAACCUAGAAACAGACCCUGACAACCUCCUUCCUCCUCUGCCGCUGCAAAGCCACGAGGACUUUCUCGCUUCCGGCGGGCUGCCUCCAUUGCCUCCUUCGUUAGCCAUGGAUUCUUUUACGCAACCCUUGCCGCUGCCCUUGGGACCAGAUGAUCUAUUAACAACCUAUGCGAGCGAGUCCCACCCGCCGGCUGCUGCCUCUCAAAUUCCACUGCCAGAACGCAGGGAAAUCGAAGCGUUCGCAAAGAUUGAGUUUGAGGACGGGAACUACUACAUCACCACCUAUGCGUGUGAAUUGGGCAGAGACGCUUUUGCAUACCGGGCAGCCCUCGCGAAGGCUGAAGAGGCGCGUCAGGCCGAGCAAGACCGUGCACAGAGCUCCAGUGGCAGACGGUCAGGUCUGUCGGAAGGCAUACCACGACCUGGCGACAGUCAAGUCCAAGGGAGUGUGGUCAGUGAAGCUGGUGGAUUCGGUGGUGUCGAUGACGGUCUGGGCAUGGAGAAUGAAAAAGGAGAGGAUGGCCGCCCCCUACACUCGCAGUCGUCGGAGAUGUCUGCCGGUAGUGUCGUCAAACCCCAGGAGGUCCUCUACAAUCCUCCUUUGGCCCCCUUCGAUUAUCAUAAAAUGGCGGAACGUCAAGCCCAACUCGAGAACGGCAUCGAGCAAGAGCCAGACAAUGAGCAGCCAGCCCCAGUGACAGCAGACCAUAUCCCGGAUGCCCACAAUUGUCCGCUCAUCCCUAUCCACGCCAUGCGCAAUCACCAAAAGUCCGAAUUGGAAAACCACAAGAGUAUCUCCCGACGGCACGUCAAGAUUCAAUGGGAUUUUGACAAGGAGCGCUUCCAGAUGAAAGUCAUGGGUAGAAACGGUGCCUUCUUGGACGACGUGUAUCUUCCACGCGGUCAAAUCAAACCUCUUCGCGACGGUUCCAAAAUACAAAUCUCGAAUGUCUGGAUGACUUUUAGACUGCCGAAGCAAGAAGCCGAGUCUGCGAGCGAUGGUUCAGGCCGGGAGGAGGUUGAGCAGCACAGCCCUUCCCGACCGCUGAGUACUUCGCCCAUAUCCAAUGAACCAGACAGGAGCGUUUCGCCGUCGAGAGUCGGUAGGGGCAAGACGAAGAUCAUCCUGAACACCAUUGAAAAACCAGCAGCCGCGAUUGUAGAGCCAAUUCUCGGGCCGGAUGGCCAGCCUUUGCCUCCGAAAAGGCGGGGACCUGGCAGGCCACCAAAGGAUGGGAUCAUGUCGACUCGAGAAAGGAAAGAGAGGGAGAAGGCGGCCAAGCUUGCGGAAGCGAAGGCCGCAAAUGGAGGGAAGACUCCUCCACCCAUGAUGCGGGGACCGAAGCCGGCCAGACCAACCCCCCAGGAGGAAGAAAUUGUGACUGAACCCAAACCCGAGAAAAGGAAAUACAAGAAGCGGAAGCGCAUUGGAGAAGACGGUGACAUCGUCCAAUCCAUCGAGGGCGGUGAGAUCGACGUGCCUAGUGAGCCCGAGAAGCCACCGCCCAUUAAGAAAGCCAGGUCGAAAUCUCCGAGUCCAGAAUACCCGCCUGCGGAGAGUUUGACUGAAGAACAGCUUGCCAGACCGUCAGAGCCCUAUGCCCGACUGAUCUACGACAUUUUGCUUGACAUCCACCCCAAGGCUCUUCCUCUGAAGCAGAUCUAUCGUGCCUUGAAGCUGAAGUUUCCUUUCUUCGUACACAGGGUGGACUCUGAAGGAUGGCAAAGCAGUGUCCGGCACAACCUGAACCAAGAAUGGAACAAGCUCUUUGAGAAGGGUGAGAAGGAAGGCAAAGGAUUUGCGUGGAAAGCGAUCCCUGGGGCGCUCCAGCCUCAAGCAGAGAGGAAGCGAGCAGCUCUACAGGCGGCAAUGGCCAAACCGAAGCCUACACCGGCGCCCCGUCCGACUCCACCUCAAGGUCCUCCUCAAAUGCUGAAUUGGCAGAAUAGCACCACAUAUUCUCAGCAGAACGGGGUGCCGCCUCAAGGACAUCCUCCGCCCUUCUACGGACAAGGUCAGUCGGGAUCCAUGCCACCACCUUCGAAUGGGAUGCCGUGGCCGCCUCCGCCAGGGGGAAUGCCGCCGUCGUCGAACUCAGCCUAUCCUGCAGGUCAAAACCGCCCUUUGUAUCCCCCGGCGCCGCCAGCAGGACAGUCACCCUUUCCACCGCAAUUGCAGCCUGGCUCUGUGCCAUCAGUAGGAUCUCAUCCGGCGCCAAGUCCAGUUGUGACACCAGCGCCUGCAUCAACGAUCCCCAUUCCCACGAGCUCGUCGGCAUCUAGGAAUAUGCCUUGCACCUUGGACGGUCUUAUCACCAUCAAGAAGUUCGAGAGCGCCAUGCUCGAACAGGUCCAUCCCGCGAGGGUCGAACAUUGGCAGAAGAUCUUUGCGUCUGCUACGCGACGGUUACUGCACGGCCAUCCUGAGUCUCUGGCGCCGGGUGGCCAUACCGUCGAAGAGGAAACGAUCAUGGAACACAUUCGAGAUUUUAUCCGGCGUUUCAAGAACCCCAACUUUGCAGGAUUUUCACGGACCGGCUCACCCGCGCCCGCCAAUCCGGUCAACAACAUGGGCACAAGAAACGGCACGCCGCACGCUGCAUCGCCAGCAACCACUACGCCCGGUCCUCCUCAAACUGCUCCUUCAGGAGUUGUGAACCCCACUCCCCAAGUCCAAGCAGCACAAAGUGAAGCUUCCGCGCCCUCGGCGAGCAAGGAGGAGGGGGCCACCGGGCCGUCGACUGGGGCAUCCACAAAUGACUCGAAACCCAUCAGUUAG